UGAUUCUUAAUGUCACUACCAAAGGAAAAUAGGCUUGAUGAAGAGAAAAGUAAAAUUAUAUUCAAAAACGCACUUCUUCAAUGCAAAGCUGAGUAUAUCAGAGGGAGGAAUAAAUCAUACCAGGAACGAGUCGAUGCGAACCGUAGACAAAUCGAGAAGGAGAGAUAUCGUAAAUUAGCCAAACUUGACGAGAAAGGAGAAGCAGAAAUAAAACAAAAAUAAUUUAGCAGUUCGAAAACAGAUAGAAGAGAAAAUUAAAGAACUUGAGAGAAAGAAUCUCAAAAAAGCUCUUGCUUCUGAACGGGCUUACCAACGUACUAUGGAAGCAAACGAGUUAUUCAAGCUUGACACCAGAAGGAGACUACAUGAAAAGGAUCAAAAAUUGAAAGAAAGGCUGCUCAACUUGAAGCAUAACCGGCACAGAGAGUCAAACCCUGAGCUCCAAGAGCCUGACGACUGUAUGAUUUCCAAUGUGCAGAAAUUAUCCAGUAGGAAUUCGUUGCAAGUCAAAGAGGAAUAUAUCAAACAUGACUUUAAAAAUGAAAUCGAGAAAUUUUUAUAGAAACAAAACCUCAAAAAUCCUGCAGUAGGAUUCUACAGAGGAAAGAUUCCAAGUCAAGCUUGGAUAAUAUCUUCCAAGCUUCGUUAAGCAAGCAUAAGAAAACUCUGAAAGAAAGAUCUAUCGAGAGACUCUACAAAGUUGAAGUUAAAAAGUUUAAGCACAAAAUUCCUGCGCUAGAGUCAUAUUCCAAAGCUAAAAAGGCUGAGGAAGAAGCUGCUCUUUCCUUGAAGACUAUCAGAAAUCUCCAGCGCAAGCUUAACAGUGUCUGUGUCUCAAAAGAUAACAGAGAUACUUUCGGAGGGACUUCUGAGCGGAAGCUUCCCUUCGAGGGCAAGAAAGAAAGUGUUAUGAACAUGCAAGAGUGUGUAAAAAUUGAUAAAAUAGAACAAACUCUUAAGGCCAAAAAUGGAUGCGAAACUGCUAUACAAUACCUAAAACUUAGAGAGACAAAAGAUAAGGAUAUAGCAAUGACACUCGCCAAUAAAGUUCACUGUAACGACCCAAUAUCUUUCAAGAGCAUUGGAAGAGAUGGCUUUGAGUUCCUAUACGAAUCUCAGAUGAAGAACAAUGACAAAGAAUUUGCAAUGGUUGUAGAUCGAAUUAAAUAAGAACAUCCCAAAUACAGAUGUGCAGAAGUACUCUAAAACGAGAAGAAUGAAGUCGAAUGACUUAUUCAGAGAUCAUAAUGAAAAGCCAUACACAAAAGCACCAGAUCAUUUCUAUUAUCAGAACAAGGAGGAUAAGAAUGAAUUCAUUCAAGAAAGCAAUGAAGCAGAAAAGUACAUAGAAGAUCUCAUCACAGAGGAGAGCCAGUAUAGUGAUCCAGGAGCUGAACUUAGUGAUGACCUUGCUGAAGUUAAAAAGAUAAUGAGAAGACACCAAUCAAUGCAACAGCUCAGUAACGAAGAAGGAGAGAAAGAUAUUCUCAAUGCCGUCAAGGUCCUUAAGAAUAGUCCAUAUGGUUCUAAGAUGUCAUUUACUAAACUAUUUAAGAAUAUUCUGAAAGCCACAAGGAAAUAAGAAAGCUUCUGAUAAACGUAAGAAAAAGCCUGAUCACAAAAAGAGAUCGCUUAUUGAAGAUGAUGAAGAGAUGAUGACUAAGUCUCAAAUACAGGAGCUAAGGAAAGCAAAAAUUAUUGAGAAUUUUAUCAGACAGAUUCCUUCCAAUAAAAAAUCAAUAAUCAGGCAGAAGAUUCAGAAAUCUAUUCUUCAUCCGACUACAUGGAUCAGGAUUUUCCUCGAGGAAGAGAAACGAAAGCAUGAGUUCAUUCAAAGACAGGUGGAGAAUAAUAAAUAAGCAGGAAGUGUCCCUUGGAAAGCUUUCUAUGCACCAAGAAAGUAAGCAAAAGAGCGUCAUGAAAAGCCGGAUGGAUAUGAUGAAGAGGUUCGCUCCAUUACUUUCCCAGAGCACCUUGACAAAUAAACUUUUUAAUUCAAAGAAGUCGUUACUUGGGCUUUCAGAUUUCCAUAAAGAUCAUAAUAAGGACACCAGAGACAAAAUGGUAAAACAAUUAGAAGAGCGGCUCAAAAAAGCAGAGGAGAACAAGAAGAAGUUAGAAAAGAUCUCCCUCCAACCCACUAUUAUGCACACCACUACUGUCACAGAAAGGCUGAAGAACUUUAAUAAGAUUCAAGAGGAAGCCUACUCUCAGAAUAAGGCGGAAUAUGAACAGAGGAUUCUUUCAAAGAAAAAGAGGCUAUCAAAUCCUUAUUAA
Moneuplotes crassus is the source of this 2277-nucleotide messenger RNA. The record is from the annotation of a GenBank genome assembly. Lineage: Eukaryota; Ciliophora; Spirotrichea; Euplotida; Euplotidae.